CCCCAUUCCUCCAUCCAGGAUGUGGAUGAGUUGAGCUCCUGCGGUGCCCAACUUUUGUCCCAGAAGCUUGGGAAUCUCCAGCUGCAGACAAGCACCGAGAUAAGGAGGUCAGCACUGGACCCCUCCUGUCUUCUCACCCCACCCAACACCCCCCUCGUAGAUCCUGUUCAUUUGGUUAAAGAAGCCCAAGACACACAUUCCUGGUCCUCAGAUGGCGGUGCAUACGACCAAGGUGGCUUAAUGUUGGAAUGCCUAUCGGCGCUGAAAGACGACCAUUUGAGUCAAGAUUACACCAGUAUGAAAAGGAUUUUCGAACUCAUAGAGGAAGAGGAGGAGGAGGCCGAAGAGAUGAGCAACCAUUUUGACGACAACAAUGAUGAGAUCUUCAGUUUGGAGCUCGAGCGUGACCAAAGCGGUCUUGGGCUUGCUCUAGUUGACACAAGGGAUAUGUCAUUGAAGGUGAAAGGCAUCUUCAUUAGGGCAGUGGUCCCGGACACCCCUGCAGCCCGCUGUGAGAAGCUCCAAGCAGGAGACAGGAUCCUUGCUGUUAAUGGAAUCAGUCUGCUUGGCUCCCAUUGUCUAAAUGGCAAGGAGUUGAUGCAAUCAUCAGGUGACAGGCUGAGGCUGCUGGUGGCCAGAUCUGAUUGGAUGGCCAAGGCUAUACAGACUGAAUGCUGACGCUGCAAAAAUCAUCCAUAUAGAGUUGGGGUCCACACGUACCAAGAUCACUUAGAAUAAAGAAUUGUAGCCUAGCUGACAUUAAUGGAGGCAAUGUUUAAUUUGGCUCCAUUUAUCGGUAUGUGUGCACCGUGCAUCUCAAACCUGGUGUUGUGCUUCUCACCAGACCCACCAUGACCACCACCAAGGAAAACUGGAUUGCUUAUUCUGAAAAACAAAAUGCACUAUAAUAAAUGUGUUCUCUUUGGACUUCAAAGUCAAGUUAAUCAUCUCUGUGAAUAAAAUGUUUUUCAAGAA
This is a messenger RNA of Syngnathus acus (greater pipefish), 975 nucleotides long. RefSeq names its product ras-associating and dilute domain-containing protein. The record is from RefSeq and is a predicted model, not a curated record. Gene Ontology annotation, molecular function: protein binding. Bases 241 to 678 code for a protein of 145 amino acids. Lineage: Eukaryota; Metazoa; Chordata; Actinopteri; Syngnathiformes; Syngnathidae. The transcript is spliced from 4 exons.